AACGGUUACAUUAAAGGAGUAAUAACUCAUUACAGGGUUUAUAAUUUUUUCAAACCCCGGUGCUAAGCCAUCAUCUUCUACAACAACUCCAUCCUCCAUUACAACUUUCAAUUGUUUGUGCUCUUCAGCUGCUUAAGAGGGUUAUGGAAACAUCUGGGAUCAUUGUUGAGAAGUUCAUCAAAUUCCUAACAAAUGCGGACUUAAUGUCGGAUGAACUGUUGUUGCCGGAAAAAAUUCUCAGCCAAUAUGGUAAUAAGCUGCCGAAAAAUUUAUUGCUGAAAUUUCGAAAUGGUUAUGAAAUCCCUGUUUCUAAUUUCGAAGAGGGAGGCUUGAUUUAUGGCAUCUCUAGCUUGUAUGAGGAUUUUGAAAUGGAACCGGGCCAACUUCUUGUUUUUGAAUAUGAUGGGCAAUCUGGUUUUAAUGUUUAUGUUAUUGGGAAGAACCUUGUUGAGAUUGACUAUCCCCUUUUGGUUCAUGAAACACAAAAGACUCGUCCUAGAAAUGUGAAUGUAAAAUCUGGUGGUUUGAAGUUUAUCAAAUUCUUGAAAGAGGAGGAGGCAAUGUUUGAUGAUUUUGAGCACCCUCGGUCAUUUAAGAAAGCUUUCCACCUUUUGCCCGGCUAUCAGAACUUCAUUUUUAGCAAUGGGAAGCAAACCGAGGUUGUGUACAAACAUGAUGUUGGUAGAUUUUGUGGUCUCAACAAAUUCUGGUCAAUGGAGGGAAUUGAAGAUUUGAGUUCCUUUAACUUGGCGUUGUUUAGCUAUGAGGAGCCUGGUGUAACAACUGUUUCGUUUUUCGACUACGACUUUGUGGAGUACAUGUUUCCUGGAACUCCUCUGUCUAGUGGGUUAAACUCGCAUGCACUUCCUGUUUUUGGACGUAUUGAGAUCACUGUCCAGGCUCACCACUUGUACAAAUAUGUGUAUGGAGUGGAUAUUUCAACUGAUUACAUUGCUAUCACUGUUUGCUGGAGGAAAAAAGACUAUAUCAGCAUCUACUCAGGGGAGAAAGGCUGGAAGUUGCAGGUGAGGAAUCGUGGUGGGAAGAGCAACCGUACCACAAUCCACGAAGGGUGGAUCCAAUUCAGAGAUGACCUCGGCUUGCAUUUGGGAGACGUGGUUGUGCUGGAGUGUGCAAGGAACUCUAGACACCAUUUUUCUCUUCAAGUGGUCAGGAAUCAUGGUGCACUUGACUAAAUGAAUUAGUACUGUUUCGCAGUUUUGUUUCUGCGUUAUGUUGAAAUAGUAAACUUUGAAAUGAUUAGUAAUGCCUCAGAAUUAUGUGAGAAUGUUGAUUACUACUUUUGGAGUUUGGUGAAAAAUUCUAACAUUGAGCUCUGCAGACUUUGAAUAUCAUGUUAUGAAUUUGAGUGUUAAUUU
This is a messenger RNA of Daucus carota subsp. sativus, 1379 nucleotides long. RefSeq lists its product as uncharacterized. NCBI's taxonomy places the organism in Eukaryota, Viridiplantae, Streptophyta, Magnoliopsida, Apiales, Apiaceae. Bases 144 to 1196 code for a protein of 350 amino acids. Gene Ontology annotation, molecular function: DNA binding. The record is from RefSeq and is a predicted model, not a curated record. The transcript has 7 exons.